Messenger RNA from Dictyostelium discoideum AX4, 6855 nucleotides. RefSeq names its product DOCK family protein (gene zizA). Lineage: Eukaryota; Evosea; Eumycetozoa; Dictyosteliales; Dictyosteliaceae. The coding region runs from base 1 to 6855 and encodes 2284 amino acids. Gene Ontology annotation, molecular function: guanyl-nucleotide exchange factor activity. The record is from RefSeq and is a predicted model, not a curated record. The transcript has 2 exons. Gene Ontology annotation, biological process: small GTPase-mediated signal transduction.
AUGGAAGGUAAAAAAGUUUCUACAUUUUUAAAGAGUAGAAAAUCGACAGGUGGUAGUAGUAUGAAUUUAACAGGAUCAAGUAAUAGUCAAACAUUACCAACCUCAAUGUCAUCAUCAUCACCAAACUCAUCAAUAUUAUCACAAUCGAUAUCAUCAGCAUCAUCAUCAACAUCAUCAAUAUCCAAUGGUGGUGGUGGUAGUAGUGGUAAUGUUUCAGUAUCAAAUUCAACCAGUGACUUGGCACAAUAUAAUGAAAACUACCAAAAGAGAAAUACAAGACAAAUCCCAUCGAUUCUAUUAGAGGAUGAAAUUGAAAAAGAAGAAGAUUAUCCAUUCGAUUUCGAAAGAUAUUACUAUGAAUCUAAAGAAAUCAAUAGAGAAGUCUCUAGAGAAUUAGUUGUAAUCCCUGAUGAUGCAACACAAAAUCAAAUUGAAAAUUUACCAAAAGAAAAUAGAAUUAAAUCUAAUCCAUUUGAUUAUAAAGAAAAUAAGAAUCAACAUAUUGAUGAUUGUAUUAAAUUUUAUUCAAAUAAUACAUGGAAAUCAUUGAAAACAUUUAAUUAUUAUAAAAACGAAACACCAGGUGCAAUAGUACAUCAAUUGACAGAGGAAAGAAUUGAGUUUAAGACGGAACCAAUUGUAAAUAUUAAUAAUUUAAAUAGUAAUGUUAAUAUUAGUAUAUCACAAGCUCAAAAGAUAGCAUCGGAAGCAGCAUUAGAAGCCAAAUUAGCACCACAACAACAAACACCACAACAACAACAAAUGGCAGCAUUACAAUUUCAACAACAACAAAAUCUUAAAGAAGUUAAUUAUUUAUCACAACAACAUCAAUUUCAAAUUCAAAAUACACUUAAAACUGAUAAACCUGAUAAAUUACAUUUACAUUAUUUAGAAAGACAAUUUAGAAAGGAGAAAGUUUUAAUUAACAGUAAUAAUAAUAAUAAUAAUAAUAAUAAUAAUGAAAAUAAUAAUGGUGAAAAUAAUAAUAAUAGUAAUAACAAUAAUAAUAAUAAUAAUGGUGAAAAUAAUAAUACAGAAUUUGGAUUAUAUUCAUAUUUUACAUUAUCAGAACCAACUGUACAAUAUCAAGAACCAACACCAUAUCAAAAAGAAAAGAAAAGAAUUAUUCAAGUUACAUUCAAAGAUUUAUCAUUUAAAUUUUGGGAUGGUGAUGAUGAACCUGAACCAUUCUAUUGUUCAAUGUAUUUAUAUGAUAUUCAAAAGAAAGCAAGAUUAUCAGAGACAUUCUAUUUCGAUUUCAUCAAUGAUAAAUCCUUUAAAAUGACCACUAGUCAUAUAACAACUUCAUCGGGUGCCUCAUCAAAAGAUGUGGUUGUCGAUGAUGUAACAUUGGCAAAAUCUGCAAUAUUUAAUGUUACCGCCCGAUCUUCAUCAGAGUUGGAGAAUAUUUAUUUGAUACUUAAGGUUGAAAAAGUUUUAACCGGUGAUUUAGAGGAUCAUUCUGAACCAUACAUUAAAAUGAACUUGAAAGAAAAGGAAAAGGAUAAAUUCAAAGAAUCAAUUAAAUCAUCUUGCACAAGAUUGGGUGCAUUUAGACAAGCUUUCUGUUGGGGUUGUGUACCAGUUUUUGAAGAGGGUGUAGGUGAAGAUACCCCAAUUCGUCCACUCUAUCGUCAUCGUUCAGAAAUGACUGAUUCUUCAAUGUUGGAUUCAACUUUAUCAGAAGGUUCAAAAAGUGCUUCUGCAAAGAAAUUAAAAAUUAUUCCUGGUCAGUGUUUAGUUGAUAUUAAAGAAAUUUUACCAAAUGAUCAACAAUCACCUUAUUUAAAUAAUAAAAAAUUUAUUUUAAAUAGUUCUUUAAUUAAAAUUGAUUUACCACAAUUAGAUCAACAACAACAACAAUCAACAACAACAACAACUCAAAAUAGUACUGAACAAAAUAAUAAUAAUAUUAAUCAACCUGGUAAAAUACCAUCAAAUAUUGGUAUUGAAAAUAUUAUUAAAGAAUGUCAUGAAUUUUCAUCAAAUCAAAGAUUUGAAAUUAAUACAGAAUUUGUAAAUAAUCUUUAUUUAUAUCCAGAGACAUUGAAUUUAUCAAAUCGUAGUGGAUCAUUUGCAGCUAGAAAUCUUACAUGUAAAAUACAAUUAUUAGAGACUGAUGAGAAUCCAUUAUGUCCAGAAGGUUUGAAAGCAAUCUAUGGUAAGAGUAAAACUCAAUCAUUCAAUUCCAAAGCGUAUACACAAGUUACCUAUCAUUCAAAAACACCAGUUUUCAAUGAUGAAAUUAAGAUUAGAUUACCAUUAUCACCAUCACCAUCUUUACAUAUUCUAUUCACAUUCUAUCAUAUCGCUUGUCAAAAGAGUAGUGGUGGUGGUGAUUUAGUCGAUCAACCAGUGGCUUAUGGUGUUUUACCAAUCAUUCAAUAUGGAAAGAUGAUUGGUGAAGAAGUUUUCAAUUUACCAUUGGCUUAUGAAUUCCCAUCACGUUAUACUAGACGUGAUCAAGAGGCAACAAUCAAAUAUAUUGAUAAUAAGAAACCAAUCUUUCAAGUACGUUCAAAAUUAGUAUCAUCCAUUCAUUCAACUGAUGAUUAUUUAAAUAGUUUCUUUAAUAAUAUUUCACAGUUUUCAUUUAUAAAUAAUUGUUUAGCUUCACCAAGUUUAUCACCAACUCCAACUUCAACACCAUCAGUAACUUCACCUUCAAUUUUAACUUCACCAACAAUUUCAUCUCAAAAUUUAUCAAAUAGUAAUAAUAAUAAUAAUAAUAAUUCAACAACUACAACAACAACAACAACAACAACAACAACGAAUAUAUCACCAUCAAAUUCAACAAUGGAACAAUUAAUUAAAUCAAUUAAAUUGUUACCAUCAAGUAAAUUAGAAUGUAUAAUUCAAUUUUUCCCAAUUUUAAUGAAUCAAUUAUUUAGAUUAAUGACAAAUCAACAACAUUCAUCAGAGUUAUCAAUGGUAACAUUUAUAACUAUUGGUGAAAUAUUAUCAAUGGUUAAUGAUGUUGGUAGUACUAUAUCGGAUCGUUAUGUUAAAUAUGUUUUCUCAAAUGUAAACAAUCAAGCAGGUAGUAAUAUUGAAUUUUUACCAACAUAUGAGGUUUUAAUUAAAACAUGGUUAGAAUUGGUUAGAUUCCAAGAACAAAACUCUGAAAAUAUUCUUAGAUUCUCUAGAUUCUUCUUUCAAGUAAUUCAUAAAUCAAUGGCAUUAUCAUUGAUUGAACGUAAUAAGAGAGAAGAGAAUAAAACUCGUAAGGGUAGAUUCGUUGGUGUUAGACCACAAUUGGCGAAAUUGAUUUCAAUUCUAAGAUGGGAAUCAUCAACACGUGCAAAACAUACCUUUAAAUUGGCUAAAGAAUUAAUUAGAAGUUUAGCAGGUUUCAUAUCUUGUUUGGUUUCAAUAGCUGAUCGGGGUUAUGUAUUUAAAAUCAUUGAUCGUGCAGUCAACGAUUUCACUCAUAACAAUCAAAUCGGUGGUGAGAAUGAAAUGGAAAUCUAUGAAUUGAAAUUCGAAUUCCUUAGAAUCAUUUGCCAAAAUGAUUAUUUCGUUCAAUUGAAUAUACCAUUACCAUUUAGAAUCGAUUCAACCUCAAAGUUGACAAAUAUUUUAACCUCUUCAAAACAUUUCCUUUCAGAUUUACUUUUAAAUAAUAUUAGCGCUGGUAUUGGUUCAAAAAUACCUUUAAUUCGUAUGGAUGCUGCAAAUUCAUUAAGAGAUACCCUAACAAGAUUAGAAAUGGAUACAAGAUGGUUCGAUCAAUCAAAUAAACAAAGAAUCGUUGGUGUUUUCACACCUUAUUUAACCAUUGUAGUAAAUAAUUGGGAUAAUAUUAAAGAUGAUUCUUUUAUUAUGAAAAGAAAUAUUUUAGUUUCAUUCAUUUAUCUUUUGAAAACUAUUCAUAUCAAUCUAAUAAAGAUUUGGUGGCGUGAAGAACCAAAAGCAAAAUAUGUAACAUUAUUUGAUAUUUUAAAUCAAUGUUUAGAGAUUUUCGAAUUUGUUGGUAAAGAAAUUUUAAUGGAUAAAGUUGAAUCUUCAACAUCUUUACGUACUUCAACUGCUAAAUCAAUUUUAGAAGAUUUUUAUUCAAAUUCUAGAAAUUCACCAUAUGGUAGUAAAAAAUUAUAUAAUAGAUCAUUACGUGAAAAAAGAGUUGAUUCAAGAAAGAGUGUUUUAGAAAAUAAUUAUUCUAAUAAUAAUAAUGUUGGUAGUAGUAAUAAUAAUAAUAAUAAUGUUAGUGGUAGUCCAUCAUCUUCAACUAUUUUAAUUAAUAGUACAAGUAAUUCAAAUUUAUUAUCAACAUCAUUUGUAACAAGUAGUGGUGGUGGUAGUGGUUCAGGUUAUUCAUCAAAAAGUAGUGGUUCAAGUGGUAGUAGUGGUGGUAGUUUAAUUGAAUCAACAUCAACAUCAUCAUUAAAUGGAUCAGGAUCAGGAUAUCAAAAUCAAAAUAAUAAUUCAAAUUAUUCACCAAGUACAACAAGAGAUGUUUCAUCAGGUAGUGGUACACUUAGAAAUGAAAAAAGAAUGAAAAGUACAUUAGCACAAAAUAAAAUUAAUAUUUCAGAUUAUGAUGAUAGAUUAGAGAGUCAUUUAGCAUUGGAAGUUGGAUCUGUAGUUUUAGAUGUUGUUGAUGAAUUUAUGUGUGAAUACGAUAGAGAUCUUAAAACAACACAUUAUUUCGAUGUAAUUGAAAAGAUAUUCAAUCUUUUACAUUCAAUGUUAAAAAAGAAUCAACCAGUUCAAUUGGUACCAAAACUUUAUGCAACAUUACGUCAAUUCAUUUAUAGAUUCCCAAAGAUAUUAUUUGAAAAUAAUAAUUCAUUCUGUUUGGAUCUUUGUAAUGCAGUAAUUCGUCAUUGUAAUUCAGUGAAUCAAACCACACGUGAAGAGGCAUCAGCAUUCACCUAUAUUCUAUUUAGAAAGAAUUUCGAACAAACUAAAAAGAAUUUCGUACGUACAAAAACUCAAGUUACAAUUGGUUUAUCAACAAUAGUAAAAAGUAUCAAUGAUGAUUAUUUCUUAAAGAAAUCAUUGGAUACAAUUAAUUCCUAUGCCUAUGCUCAAGCUGAUAAAGCUGGUACUAAAUCAUUCUCAAAACAAAUUGAAGAUCUAACCAAACGUUUACAUACAUUUGUAAUUGAUAAUAUAAAGAUUAAUAAUCAUCGUGAUGAUCCUGAAAUGGUGGCCGAUUUAUAUCAUCGUAUCGCUGAUAAUAAUAAAAGUAAUGCUGAUACUCGUAUUUGUUGGUUACAAGGUUUAGCAGAUUUCCAUCGUACUCAAGAGAAUUAUGUAGAGGCAGCUCAAUGUUAUUUACAUAUGUCUUCAUUGGUAGCUGAAUAUCUAUCAUUGAUUGGUAAACCAAUUCCAACUAUUAAUGGUUCAAAUAAUUUCAUGGCAAUUAAUAAAAACUCUUUAGAGGAAUCUCAUACAUUCAUUGAACGUGAAGAAGAUGGAGCCGAUGAUAAUCAAUCGUUUACAUUGGAUUUCUUUUUGAAAUUGGUUCAAGAAGCUAUUUUACUCUUAAAAGAGAGUGAAUAUUUUGAAAUUGCAAAUUUGGUCUAUAAAUUGUUAUUACCAGUUCAUGAAGAACAUUUAAAUUAUCAAGAGUUGGCACGUUGUCAUGGUGAUUUACAAGAUAUUUUCAAGAGAAUUGUUGAAUGUACAAAUACUCAAUCUCGUAUGCUUGGUUCAUACUAUAGAGUUGGUCUCUAUGGAAAGAGAUUUGAAGAGAUGAAUGGUAAAGAAUUCAUCUAUAAAGAACCAAAGAUUACAAGAUUGGUCGAGAUUAAAGAUCGUUUGAAAUCACUUUAUUCAAAGAAACUCUCUGUACCAGAGGAUUCAAUUGUAAUCAUUGAAGGUUCAACUGUAGAUAUUUCAUCGAUUGAACAAGAUGCUGCCAAAUGUUAUCUUCAAAUUACCUCUGUUGUACCCUACUUUACUGAGGAGGAAUUGGUUGGUCGUAGAACUCCAUUCGAUAGAAUCGUUCAUUUGAAUCGAUUCAUUUUCGAAACUCCAUUCAUUGAAAGUGGUGCAGGUCGUGCAAAUUCAAUCGCUGAACAAUAUAAACGUAAAACCAUUCUAAAGACAUCAAACUAUUUCCCAUAUACAAAGAAACGUAUCUCUGUGAUUUCAAAACAAGAGGUUAUCUUGUCACCCAUUGAAAAUUCAAUUGAAACCAUUGAUCAACGAACUGAAACCAUUUCAAAUGAAGUUCGUUCAAAAGUACCAAAUCCAAAAACACUUCAACAAGUACUUCAAGGUACUCUAAGAUUACAAGUUAACAUUGGUCCACAGGAAAUUUGUAGAGUAUUUUUGGCAACUGACCCAACAAGUGGUGCCUAUAAUUAUCCAUUGGAACAAAUUAAAAAGUUAAAGAAAAGUUUAUCAUUAUUUUUGGGUAGUUGCUCUGAAGCAUUAUUCAUUAAUAAAGGUUUAGUUGAAAAUCAAUCCUCUCAAGAAUUCCAAGAAGAAAUGGAACAAGGUUAUAUUCAAUUAACUGAUUUAAUGGAGUCUUUAGGUGUUUUACCACCAGAAGGCUCCUAUUAUCCAACUUUAAAUUCAAAUUCUAAUGGCACUAGUAGUAAUAAUAAUCUUAGUAAUAGUAGUAUCUAUGGAAGUAGUAAUAAUUUUGGUGGUAGUGGUUCUCCAGUUAUUCAAUUAAAUUCCUCAAUGAUUAAUAAUACUGGUUCAAGUAGUGGUAACAAUACUCCAACAAAAUCUCAUAAUAGAAAUAGUUCAAAUCCAAAUAGAAAUUCAACUGGUAGUGGUAGUACAAUUUCAUUAGAGAAUGAUGAUGAUUCAAAUUUUAAUAAUUUAUUAUCAACUUCUCAUGUUAGUAGAAAAUCUUUUACUCAACGUCUUUCUAGUGGUUUUAAAUCUGACUAA